This is a messenger RNA of Polypterus senegalus (gray bichir), 2984 nucleotides long. RefSeq names its product mitogen-activated protein kinase 14b (gene mapk14b). The coding region runs from base 215 to 1300 and encodes 361 amino acids. The transcript is spliced from 12 exons. The record is from RefSeq and is a predicted model, not a curated record. Gene Ontology annotation, molecular function: MAP kinase activity; ATP binding. Gene Ontology annotation, biological process: protein phosphorylation; intracellular signal transduction. Gene Ontology annotation, cellular component: nucleus; cytoplasm. Lineage: Eukaryota; Metazoa; Chordata; Cladistia; Polypteriformes; Polypteridae.
ACACUUGUGGCUUCGGCACGAGAUCGCGCGCGCAGCUGGGCUGCAGACAGUCGGGCAGUGCCAAGCAACCUGAGUGUGCGGAGCUGGGGCGAGAGGUGAAACUGCAGGAGUUCGUCGUGUUAUUUGUUCACAUUUAAGAUACAACGGAACGUGAAGGAGAUUGGCAAAUAAGUGCACGCGUCCUACCGCUGGGGAGGGGGUGUCUUCUGCAGGAAUGUCGCAGAGAGAGAGACCUACUUUUUAUCGACAGGAACUCAAUAAAACGAUCUGGGAGGUUCCGGAACGUUACCAGAACAUCACUCCUGUGGGAUCAGGGGCCUACGGAUCAGUGUGUUCAGCCUAUGAUGUAAAAUUGCAAAUUAAAGUGGCUGUCAAGAAGCUGUCCAGACCAUUUCAGUCCAUCAUCCAUGCCAAGAGAACCUAUCGGGAGUUACGGCUGCUAAAGCACAUGAAGCAUGAGAAUGUGAUUGGGUUGCUUGAUGUGUUCACCCCAGCCAAUAACCUUGAAGAGUUCAACGAUGUAUAUUUAGUUACUCACCUGAUGGGUGCAGACCUGAACAACAUUGUCAAGUGCCAAAAACUCACAGAUGACCAUGUACAGUUUUUAAUCUAUCAGAUCCUCCGUGGAUUAAAGUAUAUUCAUUCAGCUGACAUUAUUCAUCGAGACCUCAAGCCAAGUAACUUGGCAGUGAAUGAAGAUUGUGAAUUAAAGAUCCUUGACUUUGGCCUGGCACGGCUUACUGAUGAGGAAAUGACUGGUUAUGUAGCCACACGAUGGUACAGAGCACCUGAAAUAAUGCUUAACUGGAUGCACUACAACAUGACAGUGGACAUUUGGUCAGUUGGAUGCAUCAUGGCUGAACUACUCACUGGGAGAACACUGUUUCCUGGAACGGAUCAUAUUGAUCAGUUGAAGUUAAUAUUGAUGCUCGUCGGAAAUCCAGAUGCUGAGUUGUUGCUGAAAAUAUCUUCAGAUUCUGCUAGAAAUUACAUUAAUUCUCUUCCCACUAUGAAAAAGAGGAACUUUGCAGAUGUGUUUAUUGGAGCUAAUCCAUUAGCUGUUGACCUUUUGGAAAAGAUGUUGGUCCUGGACACGGAUAAAAGGAUUACCGCAGCUGAAGCUCUUGCACAUUCAUACUUUGCGCAGUACCAUGAUCCAGAAGAUGAGCCAGAGGCAGAACCCUAUGACCAGUCGUUUGAAAGCAGGGAUUUGGUUAUUGAUGAAUGGAAGAGGUUAACUUAUGAAGAAGUGCUUAGUUUUGUGCCACCACAUUCUGAUCCAGAUGAAAUGGAAUCUUGAGGACCAUACUUCUUGCUGUGAUUUCUUUCAAAAUUGUUAGGAAUUGCAUCAUCAGUGGCCCUCUUUUUUUCAAAGUUAUUCAAGUGCCUGUUAUGUCUCAAAGAAGGAGGUUACCUGGAGGAUGAAUACAGAUGGACUUUCAGACCUUUUGUACAACAUUGCGUGAUAUGGUGGGGUUGAAUUUGGAUAAAACUUGGGACAGGGACCGAUUCAGCCAUAUUAAUAAAUUUGCCAGUGUUGCAUGUGGCUAAGUCGGCAGUAAUCUUUCCUAUCAGCAUUUACUUCAGCUUUUGCAGCCUGUGCUAUCUCCUGGAUAUUGACACUGGAAUGCCAAGGUGCACCUUAACUAAGAAUUGGUGUGUCAGUCAUAUUUAUAUAUUUCACUUAGGUUUUCCAAAAAAAAGUUCAGUAAACCUUCUCCUCCGUGGACUGAUCAGAUCUACUGUUUUAUGAAUGGAUGUCGUAACGAACAGUGUUGUGAGAUUUUGAAAAAUGGUCAGUGUAGACAUAGCCCUCCAUCUAAUGAGAAUUUAACUGUUGAGGUCUGGAGUGUUUGAAAUUUGUCUGCUUCUUCUACCACCAGAUUUGCCUUGCACUAAAAAGCUGCAAAUUAAUCAAGACUGUCCUAUUUUCCUUUUUACAGUAUUCAGGCUUUAAGCUGAUGGGCAUUCCUAUGGCUUGCCUGCCAGUGUUUCAAGUUUGUUUUUUUAUUAAUUCCUCUUCACUGUGAUUUCCAGUAUUUUCUUUCUCAAAGUUGUGUAAGCACUUGUCAGUUAAUGUUUUAACAUUUUGCCUUAUCAUUAUGUAUUGCAUGCUGAACAUCACACACACAGUUUGAGGACCAUCCUUUGGAGAUUAAUGGCCAGGUAAUGUGUGCAGGACAUAAGAUUCACUCACUUCGGGGACUAAAGAGCCAAGCUGCAAAUAGUUGUACAGGAUCCUGUAUGUUCGGUAGAAUGUCACCUCAGCAUGGAGCAUAGUGAUAGUAAUGUUAUGUUUGACACAGUUAAUUACUGAAACUCAAAAAUAUCUGUUUAAUUUUUAAAACUGUGUGAGUUUAAACUAACUUAAGGGUGUGUUUUAGUGAUUUAAUACCAGUUUGUGUGUCUCCUGUAAAUGCAUUGUUUCAGAAUCUGUAACACUGUCAUUGCCGUUUGUUUUUGAUUUUAAGAUCUCUAAGCUUUCUUCCUCUUUGUGGCCCUACCCAGGGAAUGUUGGGCAAUGUGUCUGGCUAAUUUUAUGUGAUACACUGCAGCCAAAUUGUGCAAAAAUCCUUUAAGAAUCAUUUUCCUUUAUAUAUUUCCAAGAUGUACAUAAAUAUAUACAAUGUUAGGGUGUUAUCUUUUAUUAUUUUCUUUAGAAUAAGUUUAAUACUUGAUUCCAUAAAGCAAUAUCUCUAACAAGCUUGAAUGUCUGCAGAUAAGGGGAUUGGAACAGGAAUGUUGCUAUAGCACAAAUGGAAGAUAUAAAAAAAAAGCUUUCUUUAGCAAAAUCUAUUUAUAGACGGGUGCAUCAACACUGUAGAGUUAAAUGUAGAUUUUUAAAUACAUUUCUAUAUACCCAGAAAUGUCAUUAUUUUCUGUACUCAUUGAAUUUUGCCCCUUGCACUCUGUUAAUGCAAUGUAUAGUGGCACCAUUGUCCAACUGCUUACAAGAAAAAAAAAAUAAAGCCAAUUAUUUUUCA